Molecule: messenger RNA, 5375 nt
Organism: Callithrix jacchus (white-tufted-ear marmoset)
Lineage: Eukaryota; Metazoa; Chordata; Mammalia; Primates; Cebidae
Source: RefSeq, a predicted model, not a curated record
GCCCUCACUCCAGCUGCACAGUCCCAAUGGCUCCCGACCCCAGCGGCCGCUGCGUCCUGCUGCUGCUCUUCUGCUGCCUGGUGGCUGCCCAGGCCGACCUGCUGGACCUGAGCUGGCUAUGGCCCAGUAAGGACACCAGCCACACAGCUGCCACGGUCCCCAAGCCCACAGCAGGCCCCACCAUGCUUGUGGCCCCGCAGAAUGGUUCCACAGAGCUAGAGACAGCCCCUGGCAACCCUAAGCCACCCUCAGAGCUGCUGGAAGGCGGCCAGGACACCCCCACUUCUGCCGAGAGCCUGGAUGCACCGGAGAAGAACAUUGCCGGUGUGGGAGCCGAGAUCCUGAACGUGGCCGAAGGCAUCCGGAGCUUUGUCCAGCUGUGGAACGACACUACUCCCACUGAGAGUGAAACGCUGGCCCUCAAGACUCCCGUGGGCCCCCUCGUCCUCCCUGUGCCCUCCGAUGCCCCCUGGGAGAAUGGGACCGUGCUCUGGCCUGGUCAUCGUGCUCCGAGCUCUCCAGGCCCCCACACGACCGAGGCUGGCAUCCUGCCUGCACCCACGCUAUCGCCUCCCUCCCUGGGCAGGCCCCUGGCACCACUCACGGGCCCCCCAGGGCCGCUGCCGUCGUCAGGUAGAGCUUCUCUCUCCUCCUUGCUGGGCAGGGCGCCUCCCUGGGGAAGUGUCUCGGACCUGGAUGGCCAAGGACGCCUGCCCGCUGCCUCCACUCCCGGCACACAGCUCCGACGCCCCAACGUCCGCCCACACACGCCUCUUCUGCAUCCCCUGGUGAUGGGUUUCCUGGGCCACAUGGCCCCCUCUGCCUUCUCCUCUGGCCUCCCGGGUGCCCUGUCUCAGGUUGCAGUCACCACUUUAAUCUGGGACAGCGGUGCUUGGGUGUCCCACGCAGCUACUUCUGUGGGGCCUGGUCUCACUAAUCACUCUGCCCUGCUUGGAGUGGACCCCGAGGCCCCCUCCGGCCACUGCCUGCCCCUGCCGCCCUCCCUGACAGUCUGCGGCCGCCUGGGCUUCUCGCGUUCCUGGCUGCCCAACCACCUCCACCAUGAGAGCGGCGAGCAGGUGCGGGCUGCAGCGCGGGCAUGGGGGGGCCUGCUGCGGACGCACUACCACCCCUUCCUCGCCUGGUUCUUCUGCCUGCUGCUGGCCCCCUGCGGCAGGGUCCCGCUGCCCGCCCCACCGCCCUGCCGUCAGUUCUGCGAGGCCCUGCAGGACGUGUGCUGGAGCCGCCUGGCGGGGGGCCGGCUGCCUGUUGCCUGCACCUCGCUCCCGACCCAGGAGGACGGGUACUGUGUGUUCACUGGGCCGGCUGCAGAGAGCAUCGGCGAGGAGGUGGGGCUGCUGCAGCUCCUCGGGGACCCCCUGCCCCAGCAAGUCACCCAGACAGAAGACCCCGAUGUCGGGCUGGCUUACGUCUUUGGACCAGAUGCCAACAGCGGCCAGGUGGCCCGGUACCACUUCCCCAGCCUCUUCUUCCAUGACUUCUCACUGCUGUUCCACAUCCGGCCAGCCACGGAGGGCCCAGGGGUGCUGUUCGCCAUCACAGACUCGGCGCAGGCAGUGGUCUUGCUGGGCGUGAAGCUCUCUGGGGUGCAAGACGGCCAUCAGGACAUCUCUCUGCUCUACACGGAGCCAGGCGCAAGCCAGACCCACACAGCCGCCAGCUUCCGCCUCCCCACCUUCGUCGGCCAGUGGACGCAGUUAGCGCUGAGCGUGGCCGGUGGCUCCGUGACCCUCUACGUGGACUGUGAGGAGUUUCAGAGAAUGCCACUCGCUCGGUCCUCACGGGGCCUUGAGCUGGAGCGUGGCGCUGGGCUUUUCGUGGCUCAGGCAGGAGGAGCGGACCCUGACAAGUUCCAGGGGAUGAUUGCCGAGCUGAAGGUGCGUGGGGACCCCCAGGUACACUGCCUGGAUGAGGACGAUGACUCGGAUGGGGCAUCCGGAGACUUCGGCAGUGGGCUCGGGGACGCCCGGGAGCCUCUCGGGGUGGAGACGGGCGCAGCGCUAAAACCCAGGCUCCCCACGCCACCCCCGGUCACCGCCCCACCCUUGGCUGGAGGCAGCAGCAUGGAAGAGUCCAGAACUGAAGAAAACGAGGAGCAGACCACGGCGCCUACAUUAGGAGCUCAGACGCUUCCUGGCUCAGAUUCUGUCUCCACGUGGGACGGGAGUGUCCGGACCCCAGGUGGCCGCAUGAAAGAGGGCGGCCUGAAGGGGCAGAAGGGGGAGCCAGGUGUUCCGGGCCUGCCUGGCCGGGCAGGCCCCCCAGGCUCCCCAUGCAUCCCCGGUCCCCCGGGUCCCCCGUGCCCAGUCAGUCCCCAGGGUCCUGCAGGCCCAGCAUUGCAACCUGUCCCCGGACCACAAGGACCUCCGGGGCUGCCGGGCAAGGAUGGCAGCCCGGGAAGGGACGGCAAGCCGGGUGACCCUGGCGAGGAUGGGAAGCCGGGCGACACAGGGCCACAGGGCUUCCCUGGGACCCCAGGGGACAUGGGCCCCAAGGGUGACAAGGGCGACCCCGGGGUUGGAGUGAGAGGGCCCCCAGGACCCCAAGGGCCUCCGGGGCCUCCAGGACCCUCCUUCAGACAUGACAAGCUGACAUUCAUUGACAUGGAGGGGUCUGGUUUUGGUGGUGACCUGGAGGCCCUGCGGGGUCCUCGAGGCUUCCCCGGCCCCCCUGGCCCCCCUGGUGUCCCAGGCCUGCCUGGUGAGCCCGGCCGCUUUGGCAUGAACAGCUCCGACGUCCCAGGACCCGCAGGUCUUCCUGGUGUGCCUGGGCGGGAGGGUCCCCCCGGGAUUCCUGGUCUACCGGGACCCCCAGGCCCUCCAGGAAGAGAGGGGCCCCCAGGAAGGACUGGGCAGAAAGGCAGUCUCGGUGAAGCAGGCGCCCCGGGACUUAAGGGGAGCAAGGGAGACCCCGGUCCCGCUGGUGCUCGAGGGGAGAGCGGCCUCACAGGAGCCCCCGGACCUGCUGGACCACCAGGCCCCCCCGGACCCCCCGGGCCGCCAGGACCAGGACUCCCCGCUGGAUUUGAUGACAUGGAAGGCUCCGGAGGGCCCUUCUGGUUGACAGCCCGAGGCGCUGAUGGGCUGCAGGGACCCCCAGGCCUGCCAGGACUCAAGGGGGAUCCUGGCAUGCCUGGGCCACCGGGGGCCAAGGGAGAAGUUGGAGCAGAUGGAGCCCCUGGGUUCCCCGGCCUCCCCGGCAGAGAGGGCACUGCUGGGCCCCAGGGGCCAAAGGGAGACAGAGGCAGCCGGGGAGAAAAGGGAGAUCCAGGGAAGGACGGAGUCGGGCAGCCAGGCCUCCCUGGCCCCCCUGGACCCCCGGGGCCUGUGGUCUACGUGUCGGAGCAGGACGGAGCCGUCCGGAGCGUGCCGGGAUCCGAGGGCCGGCCCGGCUUCGCAGGCUUUCCUGGACCUGCGGGGCCCAAGGGCGACCUGGGCUCUAAGGGCGAACGAGGCUCCCCGGGACCCAAGGGUGAGAAGGGAGAGCCUGGCAGCAUCUUCAGCCCUGAUGGCAGUGCCCUGGGCCCUGCCCAGAAAGGAGCCAAGGGAGAGCCGGGCUUCCGAGGACCCCCGGGUCCAUAUGGACGGCCUGGGUACAAGGGAGAGAUUGGCUUUCCUGGACGGCCGGGUCGCCCUGGGAUGAAUGGAUUGAAGGGAGAGAAAGGGGAGCCGGGAGACGCCAGCCUUGGAAUUGGCAUGAGGGGAAUGCCCGGGCCCCCGGGGCCUCCAGGACCCCCAGGCCCUCCAGGGACUCCUCUUUACGACAGCAAUGCGUUUGUUGAGUUGAACCGCCCCGGGCGUCCAGGAUUGCCAGGAAAUCGGGGCCCUGCGGGACCCAAGGGCGCCAAAGGAGAAGUGGGCCCCCCCGGACCGCCAGGGCAGUUUCCGUUUGACUUCCUUCAGUUGGAAGCUGAAAUGAAGGGGGAGAAGGGAGACCGAGGUGACGUGGGACAGAAAGGCGAAAGGGGUGAGCUUGGGGGCAGUGGCCCCCCGGGCCCCCCAGGCCCCCCUGGCUACCCUGGGAUUCCAGGUCCCAAGGGAGAGAGCAUCCGGGGCCAGCCCGGCCCACCUGGACCUCAGGGACCCCCUGGCAUCGGCUACGAGGGGCUCCAGGGCCCUCCCGGCCCUCCAGGUCCCCCCGGCCCCCCAGGAGCCCCGUCAUUUCCUGGCCCUCACAGGCAGACCAUCAGCAUUCCCGGCCCUCCGGGCCCUCCUGGGCCCCCUGGGCCCCCUGGAACCAUGGGUGCCUCCUCAGGGGUGAGGCUCUGGGCCACGCGCCAGGCCAUGCUGGGCCAGGUGCACGAGGUGCCCGAGGGCUGGCUCAUCUUCGUGGCCGAGGAGGAGGAGCUCUUCGUCCGUGUGCGGAAUGGCUUCAGGAAGGUCCAGCUGGAAGCCCAGACGCUACUCACACGAGGAUUGGACAACGAAGUGGCCGCCUUACAGCCCCCCGUGGUACAAUUGCAUGACAGCAACCCCCAUCCCUGGAGGGGUCACCCCCGUCCCACUGCGCGGCCCUGGCGGGCAGAUGACAUCCUGGCCAGCCCCCCUCGCCUGCCUGAACCCCAGCCAUACCCCGGAGCCCCACACCACGGCUCCUACGUGCACCUGCGGCCGGCACGCCCCACGAGCCCACCUGCCCAUACCCACCUCAACUUCCAGCCUGUGCUCCACCUGGUCGCACUCAACAGCCCACUGACGGGUAGCAUGCGGGGCAUCCGCGGGGCUGACUUCCAGUGCUUCCAGCAGGCACGGGCUGUGGGGCUGGUGGGCACGUUCCGCGCCUUCCUGUCCUCGCGGCUGCAAGACCUGUACAGCAUCGUGCGCCGUGCUGACCGGGCAGCUGUGCCCAUCGUCAACCUCAAGGACGAGGUGCUGUUCCCCAGCUGGGAGGCUCUGUUCUCAGGCUCAGAGGGCCUGCUGAAGACCGGGGCACGCAUCUUUUCCUUUGAUGGCAAGGACGUCCUGAGGCACCCCACCUGGCCCCAGAAGAGCGUGUGGCAUGGCUCUGACCCCAGCGGGCGCAGGCUGACAGAGAGCUACUGUGAGACGUGGCGGACCGAUGCCCCUUCGGUCACAGGCCAGGCCUCCUCGCUGCUGGGCGGCAGCCUCCUGGGGCAGAAUGCCGCCAGCUGCCACCACGCCUACAUUGUGCUCUGCAUCGAGAACAGCUUCAUGACUGCCUCCAAGUAGCCGCCGCCUGGAUGCGGAGGCUGGGGAGGACGGGCUCGGAGGGAGCCCCCGCUGCGGGCAGGGAGCGGCCGGCUAGCCCCCGCUGCAGGACCUGGCUGGCAUUCUUUCCUGUAUAGUUCACGUGUCAUAUAAUCCUCCAGAAAUAAAAGGAAGCCAAAGAGUGUA